This is a messenger RNA of Symbiodinium sp. CCMP2592, 741 nucleotides long. The record is from the annotation of a GenBank genome assembly. NCBI's taxonomy places the organism in Eukaryota, Dinophyceae, Suessiales, Symbiodiniaceae.
AUGCUGAAGACGCUGAUGGGAGAAGGUCUAGUCGAAGCGGACGCCCAGUCGGAUCCUUCCACCGACUUAGUGAGCGAGGCGUCUGACUUGGAGUGCAGCGACAGCCAGAGCGACGAUGAACCACAUGCGUUCUACACAGAGGACACAGUUCUGAUCUUCGAUUGGGACGACACGAUGCUUCCAUCCUCCUGGCUCUCAGAGCAGAGCCUGAGCCUGGACGAGGCAUCUCACAUCUCAUCGGAGCAAGAGGCACAGCUUGCUGUCUUGGCACAGACUGCUGCCAAGACCCUCCGCGUGGCCAAGCGCUACGGGAAGGUGGUUCUCGUCACCAACGCAGAAUGCGGCUGGAUUGAGCUGAGCUGUCAAAAGUUCAUGCCAUCACUCUACCCGCAUUUGGAGGAUGUGACUCUGUUUUCAGCGCGAUCAACCUACGAGAACCAAGGUAUGGCUGCACCCUUCCAGUGGAAAUACCUUGCUUUCGAGACCGAAAUCUGCAACUAUUACGAGUCCCUGACAUCGGAUCGUCUCAAAAAUGUCAUUUCCUUUGGCGAUUCCUUUCACGAGCGGGAGGCUGUCAUACGCGUUACCGAGCGUUUGAAGAAUUGUUGCACAAAGACCCUGAAGUUCACAGAUCGCCCAAUUCCGGAGCUGCUCCUGAAGGAGCACGCGCUCAUCCAAGGCUGCUUCAAAGACAUAGUAAGUCACGAUGGGAGUCUCGACCUCUGUUUCACCUGCUCCUGA